Toxotes jaculatrix (banded archerfish) is the source of this 414-nucleotide messenger RNA. RefSeq names its product chromosome 13 C5orf49 homolog (gene cfap90). The transcript is spliced from 3 exons. The record is from RefSeq and is a predicted model, not a curated record. The coding region runs from base 1 to 414 and encodes 137 amino acids. NCBI's taxonomy places the organism in Eukaryota, Metazoa, Chordata, Actinopteri, Toxotidae.
AUGGACGUAUCACUCCAGGCACAGACCAAACCACUUUCUACCUUGUCUGCCUUCAGUUACGUCCCACCACGACGAAAGGAACCGAAAGAAUUGUCCUACUUCAACAAAGACUCAAAGGUUUCAGAAGUCUCCAUGUAUGACCAGGUCUACCACCAGGGUGAGGGUUAUGAUAUGAAGCUGCGCCGGGAUGACAGAAAACACUAUAAAGGAAGAGGACUAGACAUAAACAAGGAGGAGAAGUCCAGAGCUGUGCCGGUGCUGUCCUCUUCAGAGUACGGCCGUCGUCCCGUUCCCAUCCCCUAUGAAACAGGCCGGCAGUACGCACGAGUGGCUUGUAUAAAAGCAGAAUUUUUCAUGAAAAAUGGGAUCAUCUGGAAUGUGGCAGAAGGAUAUGGAUCAGUGGUCCCCAUCUGA